Molecule: messenger RNA, 807 nt
Organism: Lentinula edodes (shiitake mushroom)
Lineage: Eukaryota; Fungi; Basidiomycota; Agaricomycetes; Agaricales; Omphalotaceae
Product: P-loop containing nucleoside triphosphate hydrolase protein
Exons: 2
Coding region: 1-807 (268 amino acids)
Biological process (GO): double-strand break repair via homologous recombination
Cellular component (GO): chromosome; cytoplasm
Molecular function (GO): 3'-5' DNA helicase activity; four-way junction helicase activity; nucleic acid binding
Source: RefSeq, a predicted model, not a curated record
AUGCCAUUCACUCCUCUCACUGAAAUUGACCCGGAAAAGGCGAGAGAAGCGCCACGACGCGUGUGCGAAGUCUUCGGAGUACCCUCUCUACAUGACUUCCAGGAGCAAGCAGGCCAUAAUGCACUCAAAGGGCGAAAUACCAUCCUUGAUGUUCCGACUGGUGGUGGAAAAACACUUGCUUUCUACUACCCCCUUUUCUACUACUGGAGUCAAAAUACUAGUGACAGCAAGAACCAGAAGAUCAUCCUCAUCAUCAGUCCGCUCGUGGGUCUCAUGGAGUCCCAGGCCAAGGUCUUGAGAGACAGAGGUAUUCCGGCAGUAGCAAUGACUUCUGUGACAAAGGAUUUGGACAAGGUUCUCAAGGAUUUCGGCAACAACCAGUACCGCGUGGGUUUUGUAGGGCCUGAGAUGGCUGCGAGCUCUCACUUCCACAAACUUGUUGUCGAAAGUUCACCAUUCCAACGUAACAUUAUCACUGUAGAUGUUGAUGAAGGGCACGAGAUAUCGGAGUGGGGCACAGAUGAUUUCAGACCAGAGUACUCCUGUCUCUCCCAACUCCUCGCCAAACUCCCCAGUGGUGUCCCUGUUCUCACUGCUUCUGCCACUUUGCCACCGGAGAUUAUUCAGGAUAUCGAGUCGAAGCUUGGACUAGGUGACAAGUGUGAACGUAUAUCAGUCUCGAAUGAAAAGCCGAAUGUUGCCCUCUCUGUUCGAAUUAUACAGCACCCUUUGGAUUCAUUUGCGGACCUUGCAGCUUUAUUCCCGAUUGACCCCACUGUCACGAAGCGGCAGAGGUGGAGUGACUAA